AUGGCGACGGCGGCCCGCCGGUCCGCCUCCACGUCGGCCAUCAGCUGCAGCAGCGGCAGCGCCGAGUCGGGCGUUUUGUGGUCGGGCCAGGAAGUGUACCAUGCGGGGAUCGGCCGGACGGGGUGCUUCAUCGCCACGACGAUCGGCUGCCGGCAGCUGCAGGGGGAGGAGGUGGUGGAUGUGCUGGGCAUCACCUGCCAGCUGAGAGCCGACAGAGGCGGUAUGAUCCAGACAGGUGAGCAGUAUGAAUUUGUCCACCAUGCCUUGAGCCUCUACGAGGCCCGGCUCUCUUCAGAAACUGGCCAAUGA
Menidia menidia (Atlantic silverside) is the source of this 309-nucleotide messenger RNA. Lineage: Eukaryota; Metazoa; Chordata; Actinopteri; Atheriniformes; Atherinopsidae. The record is from the annotation of a GenBank genome assembly.